AUGGAACCGGGUAAGUCGGGUAAAGGAUCAAGUGAAUCAAGUUCAGGAGAAACUUCACCAUCGACAAGUAGAAGGGAUCAACCUUCGACCGGAGCCAUACCGAAGGAGCGGAAUCCUUCGGGCGUCAGGACUGAUCCGGAGAACACAAAGCCUGAGAAAUCAGGCGUCCAAGAGUCUAUAAGCGAGAGAGUGAAAUUGAGACGACAAGGGAUUUUAGGAGACGAAGAGGAUCAAGAACUUCCCUGGUCAUCUCGAGUAAGAGUCCGAAGAACGUCUUUACCCUCCCGACUACCUCCACCUGCACCUGCACGACCACGAACACCUGGAAGACGAGUUGCUGCCAAAUUCAAAAUGGCAACUGGUAACCAGGAUGAUCUGAAAAAACAUGAUGACAAUGAGGAGGAGUCAAGGGAUCCUGAAGAAAUGAAUCCUACACUCAAAGCAAUCACUGAACGCAUUCGGAAAACAAACAAAAUCAACAUGACCAUGGGGAAAUGUUGGGCGAGUGCAAUUCACGACAGGAUGGAGGAGGGUGAAACAGAAGAGGUAGAAAGGCUGAAUGAAAAACUGAUUGGCCUCAUUAAGACCAUGGAACGCCUGGAUGAUGAAAGGCGUAAGGUUCUUGAUGAGGAUGAAUGGAUUGCCGAUUGGAAUCGGUGUGAAAAAUUGAGAAAGCCUUUCUAUGAUGCGAUCAAUGUGGCUCGUCGCUUUCUCGCUAAGACGAAACAUGGGGUCAGCUCUGCUGAACCUGUGGUGCGGACAGGAGCUUACACCAAGCUCCAAGGGCUGGAAGUGCCUGUGUUCUCAGGUGACGUCACAGAGUACAGGGAGUACAGGAGGAUCUUCGACUCUCUCAUCCAUGAGAGAAGGGACCUCUCCACCGUGAUCAAGAUGGCCUACCUGUGGAAGUCCUUGAAAGGGGAUGCGUUGGAGUUGGCUAAAACCCACGAAUUCGAGGAAGGCAAUUAUCACCUUAUCCUUGAAGCGCUGGACGAUGAAUAUGGAUUGGACUGGGUCACACAGAUGCGCUGCUACGACCGUUUGGUAAGGUUACCGCAUGUGCCGAAUCCACAAGCACGAGAGUUGAUGACAUUGUACAACACUGUGCAAGCAGUUUUCAACACCCUCAAGAACUGCAAUCAUGACCUUAGCCAAAACCCGAACCAAUCUAUUUUUGCCAUUUUGUUGAAAUUGCCUCCUUUGAUAAGAAAGGAGUGGCAGAUAUCCAUGAGAGAGGAAAUCUGUCCAAAGGAAGAAUUGCUUGCCAAAUUUCUGAAAUUCCUAUGCAAACAUGCCAUGGCUAUGGGAGAUGUGCGUAAUCAGGACCUGAUCAGGGGAAAGGAUCGCUCUAAGCCAACCGCAUCAGGUGAAAGCAACAAGAAGAAAGACAAGGCCAAGGUGCAAGAAGUGGCAGAG
Messenger RNA from Paramuricea clavata, 1416 nucleotides. The record is from the annotation of a GenBank genome assembly. NCBI's taxonomy places the organism in Eukaryota, Metazoa, Cnidaria, Anthozoa, Malacalcyonacea, Plexauridae.